AUGUUGAUAAAGACCCAAGGGUACAAUUAUGAAGUCAAAUACCGGCCAGGAGCGGACAUGGUUCUAGCGGACACUCUCAGUCGGCUACCAAACCCUGAGAACGACGGUGACAUUGAGCUGGAUGAGAGGAUAGAUGGAAUCGAAACAGAGUUCGAAGAUGCAGAGAGGCAUACCAUCGCCAUAAUAAACUUUUCACCUGAAAAACAAAACUCUCUGCGAAGCCAAACUGCGAAUGAUACAAAGCUCCAUGUGCUGAAAGAACUCAUUCAACAGGGAUGGCCUGAAAGCAUAAAGGACCUACCUAAAGACCUGCGUCCAUACUGGUCAGAGCCGAAGUUCAGAGAUGAACUCGCAACAGAAUCAGGAGUCAUAUUCAAGGGUAGACAGGUACUUAUUCCAGACUCCAUGACCGCAGACAUUCUCACACAACUGCACGUGGCACAUCAAGGCAUAGAAAAAACGCGUCGACUGGCAAGAGAACGUGUCUAUUGGAUCAAGAUGAACGAUGACAUCGAAAGAGUCUGCAGAUCAUGCAGUGUGUGUGCAGAGCAUCAAGAUGCAAACCCAAAAGAAACUCUUAAACCACACGACCUACCAACCCGACCAUGGCAGUCAAUAGCCUCUGACCUUUUCGAAAUCAGUGGCCGCCACUACCUGUUGACAGUAGACAGAUACUCAAAGUAUCCACUUGUAGACGAAAUGCCCACUCAAGUAACCAGCCAUGCAGUCACACAAAAAAUGCAGUGUUACAUGUCCUUGUUUGGACGACCGGAUGAAAUUCUGACCGAUAAUGGACCACAGUACACAGGACAGGCUUUUCAACUGUUUGUGAAACGGUGGGGGAUACGACACGUCACCAGUUCUCCCCACUACCCCAAAAGCAAUGGGUUCAUCGAAAGACACGUCCGGUACAUCAAAGCCAUUGUCAAGAAAACACAGCAAAACAAAAGUGACCUUUACAUAGCUUUGCUACAAGUAAGAGCGACACCUAUUGACAGCAAGCUGCCUUCACCUGCAGAACUGCUCUUUGGUAGGACUGUCACCACCCUACUGCCAAGCCGAGCAGACCCAGGUAAAGUGGGACACCGUCAGCACCUGGCACACAGAGCAGCUGUGAUGAAGGAACAUCACGACCGCAGCUGCCGCAGAGAACUACCUCCACUCCGUCCUGGACAGCAUGUGACCGUGUGGAAUAAAGAGAGAAGGACAUGGCACCCAGCAGUUGUCCAGCAAAAGUGUAAUGAGCCAAGGAGCUACGUUGUCCAGACACCGAAUGGAAACAUGAUCAGGCGUAGCAGGAGCCAUCUGCGUGGACCCUACAACACGCAGGUGCAACAGACUGUGAAAAGAACCCACCUGGUAGAACCACCAACACUGGAUGAAGACCAGGAGGAUCGCAGUGACCCAACACAGCCUGCACCAUCCUGUGAAACCGAAAGUAAACCACCAGACCCCAACAACCCUCAGACAGUCCGUACACGAUUCGGAAGGGCUGUGGUCAAACCAAUGCACUACAGAGACUAUGUCUAA
This is a messenger RNA of Knipowitschia caucasica, 1530 nucleotides long. The record is from the annotation of a GenBank genome assembly. NCBI's taxonomy places the organism in Eukaryota, Metazoa, Chordata, Actinopteri, Gobiiformes, Gobiidae.